UUUAUCUCAGGCGACAAUCAUGCAUUCAAAAGCAUUAACACGAGAAACAGUGCUCUUUUCUGCUUUAGAUUUGGAUAAAUGGUACGAGCAACGCGUCAUCGAGCCUACUUUGGCAUCUUUGGAAGAAUUUCAAGAACGUGAUAGUGGGUGGGCACUGCUGCGCAUACUUGAUCUCACAGUCAAUGUGAACAAACACAAUCCACUGCAUGCAGGGUGCAACAUUGAGUUGCCUCGCGAAAUAAAAUUAAAGAAAGCCGUAAUAAACGUACGAACUAAAGACAACGCAUGUUUUGCAUGGUCCGUGGUCGCGGCAUUAUAUCCAGCUGCAAGACAUGGAGACCGGGAAUCUUCGUACCCACAUUACACCAAAAUAUUCAAUCUUCAGGAUAUUGAAUUUCCAAUGACGAUUAAACAAAUUACCAAGUUUGAACAGCUAAACAACAUAUCCAUCAACGUAUACACCAUUCAAGAUAAAAAGAAGCAAGAAAAAGCAUGUACGAUCGUUCCGAUACGUCUCGCCAGUAAGAAGGAAAAGCAUGUAAAUUUGUUAUAUGUACAAGAUCCACAAGAGUGCAACAUGGGACAUUUCGUGUGGAUCAAGAAUUUGUCACGUCUUGUGGAUAUGCAGCUAAGUAAGAAAAAAUGCAAGAAGUAUAUAUGCGAUCGGUAAGGAGAUAUUCACCAUAAAUACAAUAUAACAAAUAUGAAA
Molecule: messenger RNA, 709 nt
Organism: Harpegnathos saltator (Jerdon's jumping ant)
Lineage: Eukaryota; Metazoa; Arthropoda; Insecta; Hymenoptera; Formicidae
Exons: 1
Coding region: 20-670 (216 amino acids)
Source: RefSeq, a predicted model, not a curated record